This is a messenger RNA of Homalodisca vitripennis (glassy-winged sharpshooter), 2173 nucleotides long. RefSeq names its product galactosylgalactosylxylosylprotein 3-beta-glucuronosyltransferase I-like. Gene Ontology annotation, biological process: chondroitin sulfate proteoglycan biosynthetic process; carbohydrate metabolic process. Lineage: Eukaryota; Metazoa; Arthropoda; Insecta; Hemiptera; Cicadellidae. The record is from RefSeq and is a predicted model, not a curated record. Gene Ontology annotation, cellular component: Golgi membrane. Gene Ontology annotation, molecular function: galactosylgalactosylxylosylprotein 3-beta-glucuronosyltransferase activity.
ACAUGCCUAUCAGAAAAAAGAUUGUGUUGUAUAUACUUUUGUUGCUUCUUGUGUUACUUUGGUUCAUAGGUGUAAAAAAUAGAGAUCCAAAUCAAUAUGAUAACAUGAAGAGGACAUUAGAGCUGUAUGAAUACCAGUUAAGAGAGUCAAAGGAGCACAUGGCCGAGACGAUGAAGAUGCUUGGUCGUAGGGACUGUGUGGUUUGGGAUGCGGAGCUACCAGUCAUCUACGCUAUCACAACACCAACUUUUGCGAGGCGGCCUGUCCAGAAAGCAGAGCUUACCAGGCUGUCACACACUCUGAUGUUAGUCCAGAAUCUACACUGGAUUGUGGUUGAGGACUCUGACCACAAGACUGCUUUAGUUACUAACCUGUUGACUGACUCCCGACUUAACUUUACUCAUCUUAAUGAACCAACACCAGCAGAGUGGAAACACAAACCCAAGGAGCCGAACUGGGUAAAGCCACGUGGAGUGCUACAGAGAAACCGUGCCCUUGCCUGGCUCAGGGAUAACCUCAAUCCUGACACUGACAGAGGAGUUGUUUACUUUGUGGACGAUGACAAUUCCUACAGCCUGCAGAUAUUCAGUGAGAUGAGGUUCACGAAGGAAGUGAGUGUGUGGCCAGUCGGACUGGUCGGAGGGCUGCUGGUGGAGAAACCAGUUGUCAACGAAACAACAGGUCGAGUGGUGGGUUGGAACAGCCAGUGGAGACCUGAGCGGCCAUUCCCCAUUGACAUGGCAGGGUUCGCUAUCAACCUGCAACACCUCCUCAGACACCCACAGGUUAAGUUCCAGCUACAAGUGAAAGGGGGUUGGCAGGAGAGUGAGCUGUUGACACACUUAACUACCAAGGAGCGGCUGGAACCGUUAGCUGACGGCUGCACCAAGGUGUAUGUGUGGCAUACAAGGACUGAAGCUCCGAAACUAAAUAUGGAAGACAAACUGAUUGCAAAAGGAAAGCCUUCUAAUAAAGGAAUAGAAGUCUAGACUGUUUAUAACCAAACCACUCACAGAAAAACAGUUGAUAAGAACAGUUCUUUGUUAUAUUCAAAAGUUGUGUGAUAGUGGAAGUUUAUUUGUAAAACAUUACUUGUGAAGUUGAUCAACAGUGUUUUAAUUUUAAAUAACUUUAUUAUAUUAAUAUGUAACUGUUGUAUUAUGUUAGUUAAGCCAUUGUUUAUCUCAAAAGUAUUUUUAAUUUUUAUAACGAGAACAAUAAUUGUUUCUAGACAUUUAAAAAUGGUGUGAUAGUGGAAUUUAAGUCAAUUUGUUAAAUAUGUGCUUGAGGAGUUGCAAAACAAUGUUUUAGUUUUAAGGAAUUGUGUUAUACGUGUUUGUAUCUGUUGUAUUUUAUUAGUUAAAACUGUUAAUUUUUAUUGAAAGUUUUGUAAAUCAUUAUAGUAACAGUUUUAUAGCUUCAUUGGUGCAUUAUGAUUUUACUUAAAUAAUACCACUAUAAUAAACAAUUAUAGUUUAAGAACCGAAUUGAUAUUGUAUAAAUGAUUUUCAUUGCUCUAUUUGUUAAGAUAUUACACAUUAUUACAAGAAAUUAAUUUAUAGACUAUAUAAGUUAUUUUAAAAUCAAUAUGUAGGUAAUUGGUAUUUUAACUUAUAUUAAGUUUGUUGAAUCUCAAACCUACCACAUUUAAAAGGUUUUUUGUAUAUAAGAUGAUGAAUAUCUAUAGACACUAUUUUUUUUUUUUUUUUUAAAUUGCUGUUACAACUCUUUUGUUCUGUCUACUUACCCUACUUUCUGACUGAAAUACCAUUCCAAAUAGAGAUAAGAUAUCUUUUCAAUGUCUAAUUUAUUUUAUUUUUAACAAAGGUACAAUAAUACUUCACACAAAAAUCUGCAAUAUUUUACCCUUUUAAAUGCACAUUAAUUUCUAAAAAUAAAUGCUUGUUUUAGUCUCUGUUGCAGGCCAUAUUUACGUAGUUGUUGAUCUUGCAAAUAUCUUUUACAGGUUUUAUGGCAUUAACUAUUUGAAUCUCGUAUUUGUAACUUGUAAAUUUGUAACUAGUUUGCUAAGGCUUCAAAGGUGCUAUAAACUAUAAGCUAGUUUUAUAUUUAGAAUUGUAACAGAAUGUUUUGGAAGAGAUGGAUGACUGUUACAACACAAGGGUAACGUAAUGUAAAGUAUACUCAUAGAAUAAACCAUGUAUUAGUUAUA